AUGUCCUACCUUCAGCCAUUGGAUGGUAGUAUCAUUCGGGCUUUUAAGACUUAUUUCAAGCAUAAACAGUAUGCAAGGACAUAUCCGUAUAUUGGCAUGAUUCAAAAUGCCCAACAAGAUAAGAUUGGGGCCAUUGAUAAAAUCUUUGAAAUUGAUCAAUUAGAGACUUGGGAAUCUGUCUCAGCAAAGACUAUUGAGAACUGCUGGAUUGCAAUAAUCUUUUGCUUCAUUGAAGACAAAGAUAGUGAAGAUGUAAACCAGGCUAUGAUUCAGCAAAGUCUGACUGAAAAGGUUCUGGUUAAGGGUUUGAAAGAAACCCUAGACAAGAUUGCCGGAUCAGGUCUUCUGUCUCUUGAAGAUUGUCCGACCAGCAAAUCAGAUCCACUCUAUGAGAGACAAUGCACUCAUAGAGUGAUCAAUGAGAAUGAGAUCGCUGACAUUGUCAUGGAAGAGCAUGACACAGACAACAACGCAGCCAACAACAACAGCAAUAAAGAAAUUGCUGAAGUGGAAUCAGCAGUUCCUUUCAAGAGAACUUAUUCUGCUUUGGAAAAGUUUGAGUGUAUUUGCACGCUUUUGGAUAUCUUGGAAGACGAGAAUAUUGACAGAGACUUUGUCAGUAAGGUUGAAGGCCUUAGAAACAAGUUCCAGAAAACCGCGAACUCAAAGCAAACCAAAGUAACCAGCUUCUUUAAAUCUUUUUAA
This is a messenger RNA of Phycomyces blakesleeanus NRRL 1555(-), 705 nucleotides long. RefSeq lists its product as hypothetical. The transcript has 3 exons. The record is from RefSeq and is a predicted model, not a curated record. Bases 1 to 705 code for a protein of 234 amino acids. Lineage: Eukaryota; Fungi; Mucoromycota; Mucoromycetes; Mucorales; Phycomycetaceae.